Molecule: messenger RNA, 1341 nt
Organism: Larimichthys crocea (large yellow croaker)
Lineage: Eukaryota; Metazoa; Chordata; Actinopteri; Sciaenidae
Product: zinc finger protein 665
Exons: 2
Coding region: 129-1223 (364 amino acids)
Biological process (GO): regulation of transcription by RNA polymerase II
Molecular function (GO): RNA polymerase II cis-regulatory region sequence-specific DNA binding; DNA-binding transcription factor activity, RNA polymerase II-specific
Source: RefSeq, a predicted model, not a curated record
AGCCGUAUAUUUGCACAGCAUGUGGGAGGGGUUUCAGACGGAGUUGUCACUUGGAAAGCCAUAUAAGACGCACCCACUUUGGUGAGAGACCGUACCUUUGCAACACGUGCGGGAAAAGAUUCAGUGUCAUGUCAUCAUUAAAAGAGCAUCAGAGAGUUCACACAGGUGAGAGGCCAUAUACUUGCACAACAUGUGGGAAAGCUUUCGCAAAGAAAGGUAAUUUGACAGCCCACAUUACUGGCACCCACUUAGGCGAAAAGUUGCAUACGUGCACAACGUGUGGGAAGUCCUUCGCACAGAGUAGUACCUUGAAUGUCCACAUAAGACGCGUCCACACGGGUGAGAGGCCGCACCUUUGCAAGAUCUGUCAGGAAAGAUUCAUUUCUCGGACAACAUUGAGAUUGCAUCAGAGAGUUCACACAGGUGAGAGGCCGUAUAUUUGCACAACAUGUGGGAAAGCUUUCCCACUCAAUGGUAACUUGACAGUCCACAUUAGACGUGUCCACACUGGUGAGAGGCCGUACCUGUGCAAGAUCUGUCAGAAAAGAUUCAUUUGUCGGUCAUCAUUGAAACUGCAUGAGAGAAUUCACACAGGUGAGAAGCCGUAUAAUUGCUCAACAUGUGGGAAAGCUUUUAGACUCAAUGGUAGCUUGUCAGUCCACAUUAGACGCGUCCACACUGGUGAAAGGCCGUACCUGUGCAAGACCUGUGGAAAAACAUUUGCUAUUAGGUCAGAAUUGACAGUGCAUCAGAGGAUUCACACAGAUGAGAAGCCGUUUAUUUGCACAACAUGUGGAAAAGCUUUUAGACAGAAUUGUACCUUGACAGCCCACAUUAGAGAUGGUCACAGUGUUGAGAGGCCGUACCUUUGCAAUAUCUGUGGGAACAGUUUCAUUAACAUGUCAGCACUGAAAAAGCAUCAGAGAAUCCAUGUUAAUGCGGAGACGUAUACUUGUACAACAUGUGGGAAAGUUUUCAGACAGAGCAAACUCUUGACAAUGCACAUACAACACAUCCACACAGAUGAGAAGCGGUACCUUUGCAAAACCUGUGGCAAAAGAUUGAGUGACAGGUCAGCAUUGAAAAAGCAUGAGAGAAUUCACACAGGUGAGAAGCCGUUUAUUUGUGCAACAUGUGGGAAAGCUUUCAGACAGAGAACUCAUUUGAGAGCCCACAUUAGACGCAUCCACACAAGUGAGAGGCCGUACGCCUGCAACAUGUGAGAAAAGAUUAAUUGUUCUGACACAGUUGAAAAAAACAUGCAACAACACACACAGAUGAGAGACCAUACACUGCAACAAGUGUGAGAAAACAUAAUGCACUACAUUUGGGGGGGGGGGG